Messenger RNA from Pararge aegeria (speckled wood butterfly), 1634 nucleotides. RefSeq lists its product as uncharacterized. The record is from RefSeq and is a predicted model, not a curated record. The coding region runs from base 187 to 933 and encodes 248 amino acids. The transcript is spliced from 5 exons. Lineage: Eukaryota; Metazoa; Arthropoda; Insecta; Lepidoptera; Nymphalidae.
UUGGACACUACUAAACUAAGUGAUUAACUAACAGUGUUAAUUACAAUUGAACUAAAAUAUUUGAAAUAGAUAAUUACAGUGUUUUAUGGUUCACAAAUUUUAUAAUUGAAGGCUAAAUGAUAUUUAUAGUUUUUAGAACAAUGCCAAAUAUGAAAAGUUGACAUGUGAAGUGAUAAAAAAGCGGAAAUGAGUCGCAAUACCUGCAUUGUUCUGGUUUCUAUAUUUAUUGCUCUUACAUUACAGAUAACGGAUUUCCAGGACAAUCUAAUAAAUGGCUACCGCACGCUUAUCGCGGAUAUCCAGCUACGGACACAAAAGUCCCGUGAGGACAUGGACACUCUAGUGUCACAGAUCAAACUCCUUAUGAAGAAUGAAGCAGACAAAGCUAUCAACUAUAUGACGGUGUAUCUCGAACAGAUAUCUCUAUAUUUUCAGGUAAUAAUUCACGAUCGCAAACCCCGGAAUGGCACUUACUGCAAGGAGAGCAUUGUGAAAUUACUGGGCGAGAAUUUGCAGCUGGCUGAUGAAAAUGUUACAUUAUGCCUUGCUUUAGGAUAUCAACGGGUUCAACGAUUACCAGAGAAAUUACAAGUACACUUCGAAACAUUAGAGAACCUCAAGAAAUAUUCAGCUUCAAAGCUAUUUGAGUGUCAGAAACAACAACAAGUGGGCGGCAACUGCUCUCACGAAAGUCAAGACCUUGAAAGGACAGUGUUUUUGUACGAAACCUCACCAUUCCCGGUAGUGAUGGCGGAGAUUGCAAUACACGGCUUCAAAGAGGUGUCGGACCUAAGUGUCUGCCUCAAAGACAUAAUCUCGAGGAUGAUGACACAUUCAGUGAAAGUCAUUGGGGACUUCAACAGAUGCAUUCACAACAUUGAAAUGCCAAAACUGAAGUACCUACUCAAAUUUAUGAAGAAGUACGCACGAUAAUAUUACAGCGUAUAAAAUAAGCAUAGCAUAAGAUUAUGCAAGAUUAGAAGAAGAUUAAGCAUGCACUAGAAAUUAAUGCAUUAAAUUUAUUUUAAACUUAAGGGUAAAUAAAAAAAUAACUUGAAUCUUGAUAGUAAAAUAAUAGUAAAUUUUUAACGGUUCGUGUUAUUUACAUUGUUUGUACCAAAAUAUGAUGAAUAGCAACUUCAUUUUAUAACACGACAGUUAACUGAAAUGAAUAAGUAGGCAAGUGUUCUUAGAAAUCGAAACAUAAUCAUUAGAAUUCAUAGAAACGAAAGCUCUUACAAAACUCAUAAAUACAUCCACUUUGAUCCGUUCUUACAUAAACCUAUUCAGAGUUAAUUCUGCGAACACCUUAUUAAUUGCUGGAUAGUAAGCAACUUGUAGAUAGAAAUAUUAUUAUCCACCUAACUCAAAUACUUGUUCGUUAAGUACUUUUGAGAGAUAAUAGCAGUUCUACGUAGUCUGUAGUAGAAAUGUUACUAGCGUACCGGAACACUUAACAGGAGAGCUUCACUGAGUACCAAGUAAAGGAUCACGCGACAAACCGCGACAUAAUUCUCGAGCGCUUUUUCAAAGCAUGGGUUAUAAAUGGUCUUAUGCAAUUCAGGAUUGAGUUGUAAAUAGUGUUAUAUUAGCAAAAUAUUACAAUUACUAUGACAGUAUUAAUCGCGAGAGCU